Rhagoletis zephyria (snowberry fruit fly) is the source of this 417-nucleotide messenger RNA. The record is from RefSeq and is a predicted model, not a curated record. Lineage: Eukaryota; Metazoa; Arthropoda; Insecta; Diptera; Tephritidae.
AAAAGUAUGGCCCGUACCAAGCAAACCGCUCGCAAGUCCACCGGUGGCAAGGCGCCACGCAAGCAGCUGGCGACCAAGGCUGCCCGCAAGUCGGCGCCCUCGACCGGCGGCGUGAAGAAGCCGCAUCGCUACCGCCCCGGAACGGUGGCCCUGCGUGAAAUUCGCCGCUACCAGAAGUCGACCGAGCUGCUGAUCCGCAAGUUGCCCUUUCAGCGACUGGUGCGCGAGAUCGCGCAGGACUUCAAGACCGACCUGCGCUUCCAGUCGGCGGCCAUCGGCGCCCUGCAGGAGGCCAGCGAGGCCUACCUGGUCGGCCUCUUCGAGGACACCAACCUGUGCGCCAUUCACGCCAAGCGGGUCACUAUCAUGCCGAAGGACAUUCAGCUGGCCAGACGAAUUCGCGGAGAGCGCGCCUAA